This is a messenger RNA of Peronospora matthiolae, 594 nucleotides long. The record is from the annotation of a GenBank genome assembly. Lineage: Eukaryota; Oomycota; Peronosporomycetes; Peronosporales; Peronosporaceae.
AUGUUUACUGAGAACGAGAGAGUUCUCAGUAGUUCAUUGAUGGACGAGAGUGUCCUCGAUGAAAAGACACGAGUUGAGCGAUAUGACUCCCAAUCGUGGGAAUCGCUCAAGACAAAUCCUCUCUAUAGAGAUUUGGUUGAAUUCAAGGAUGUAUUUCCUGAAACUGUUCCGUGCGAAUUACCGAAGGAUAAAGGUAUUCGACACGAGGUCGAGCUUAAACCAGGCUCGAAGUACUGUGUAAUGAAGCAGUGGCCACUGCCUCGUGAACAAGUACUUGCGAUCGACAAGUUCUUUGCCGAUCGUUUAGCUGCGGGCCAUGUGAGGGAAUCAACUUCCCCACAUAGCUCUCCGACCUUCUGUGUGCGAAAAGCAACAGGAGGGUGGCGGAUUGUGCAUGCAUUCAACAAGUUGAAUGCUGCAACGGUACCGGCUCAGACGCCGAUACCAAGGAAGGACGUAAUCAUUGAUGGUAUGUCAAAGAGUACCAUCUUUUCUUCCAUGAAUUUGAUGGAUGGCUUCUAUCAAAUCCUUAUGCGAGAAUGGGACAUGCCCUAUACCGCAGUGAGCACGCCUAGCGGCAUGCUCUGGGAAUGA